This is a messenger RNA of Phalaenopsis equestris, 2393 nucleotides long. RefSeq lists its product as uncharacterized. The transcript has 6 exons. The coding region runs from base 166 to 2193 and encodes 675 amino acids. NCBI's taxonomy places the organism in Eukaryota, Viridiplantae, Streptophyta, Magnoliopsida, Asparagales, Orchidaceae. The record is from RefSeq and is a predicted model, not a curated record. Gene Ontology annotation, molecular function: nucleic acid binding.
AAAUUUCUGUUAAAAUACUCCUAAUAAAAUACUAGCUGGCUACUUCCGGACGGCCUAAGCGGCUGUCUUGCAGCGCCGUAUUCGACCGCCCUUUCUCCGAGACUCCGAUUGCGCCGUUGAUUUUUGCACUGGUCACACAGGUCUCCGUGACUGAAGUCGGAAGUCAUGGGCGGCGGAAAUGGAGGCAGGCGGAGGCCCGGCAAGGGUAACUCUACUCACGGCGGCACAGCAACCCGUGGUAAAGCCGUUGUCUCCGCUGACCUAACUUCUUUUAUUCAUCAAGGAUCUACAACAAAAACUGGAAGUAGCACGAAGAACGAGUCCCACUUUCAUGGGAAGGCUUUCAGAUACACUUACCCUGAAGUUAGCGCGACUGUUGGUGCUGGCGAAGAGACCAUCGUUGCUCCCUUCGUUGGUCGGGAUUCUCAAGGCGAUCAGUUGGUCGAUGUUCCUUCCUAUGAGUACGAUAAUUCAAUCGUUGGCGGCGUGGGACUGGGGUAUGUUGGUGAAGGAGUGGAUGAGGGGGAAGCUAUGGCUGUAAAAUCCGACGAGGGAGAUGAGAUGGAUUGCUUGGAUUCCUAUUCGACACCGGUGAUUAAAAAAGACAGCUUUUUGAUGAUUGGAGGUGUGAGAGUUUACACUGAGGAUACUUCGUCUUCAGAAGAUGGAGAAGACGGAGUCGACGAUGAUGGCAAGAGUAGCGAUUCAUGUGCGGGAAGAAUCUCUUGUUCGGAUGAGUCAAACUCUUCUGACGCCGAAGAGCAAGAUGAUGAUUCAUCGGAUGGUUCUUCAUAUGUGGAUUCUGAUUCUGAUAUUGACGACGAAUUGGCAGAAGAUUACUUGGAAGGCGUCGGAGGUAGUUUGGAGCUGCUUAACGCGCAGUGGCUGACGGCAGCUAGCUUGGAUGAGUCUGCUAAGGAUGGUUUGAUAAGAAGUGAUGGUAGGGCCAAAGAAGGAGGUGGGAGUAAGCUUGGGGCAAAUGCUUUGAUGAAUGCCUCGAUGGAAUAUGGCAUGAAGAAGCCAAGUUCCAGGAAGGUUAAAGGUAUAAGGCCUCGUCAAUUUGGCUCGCCCAUUGUGGACAUUGAUGUCUCAGGAUUGGAAGACUUCUUGUUUGUGAAGGAUUCUAGAACAGCUGCAGGGAGGGGGAAACAUAAACGGCAGCUGUCUCAACUUUCUCGAUCGUGGCCUGUUGAGGCUCGGAAAAGCAGAAAGUAUGAUAAAUUUCCAGGAGGGAAAAAGAAGCACGGUAAAGAACUCAUUGCCAUGAAACGUAGACAGCGUAUGAUCAAUCGUGGUGUUGACCUAGAACAAAUAAAUAAGAAAUUGAAAGAGAUGGUUGUUAAUGAUAUUGAUGUGUUCUCAUUUCAACCAAUGCAUUCCCGUGAUUGCUCUCAGGUUCAACGAUUAGCAUCAAUUUAUGCAUUACGGAGUGGCUGCCAAGGUUCAGGCAAGAAGAGAUUUGUGACAGUGACGAGGACCGAGGGAACAUGCUUGCCAUCUUCGAAAGAUAAGGAUCGCUUGGAUAAGCUUCUUCAAGUUGGCAUUGAGGAUGAAGAUUUUGCUGUUUGUUCUGGCAAAAUGCCCAAAGAUAAAACUAAAGAACAUAGUCGAUUUAGUACCACUCAAGGAUCUAAGCCAAAAUCGAAGUCUCAUAAUAGUGCACCUAGUAAGCUGGCAAAGGGCAACAAUAUCAGCUGCAAGAAGAAACAAACUGCAAGACAGAGUUAUGCUGAAAAACCUGUAUCAUUUGUUUCAUGUGGAAUCAUGCAGGUUGAUUCCGCCAUGGAUUCAACUGAAAGUAAGCCAUUGGUAGAAGUUGCUGAAACCAGUUCUUCAACGCUCGGCGCAUUUGAGGUACACACCAAGGGUUUCGGAUCCAAAAUGUUAGCGAAAAUGGGGUUUAUUGAAGGCGGUGGCUUAGGCAAGAGUGGCCAGGGAAUGGUAAAUCCAAUUGAAGCUAUAAAAAGACCGAAAUCACUGGGCUUAGGUGUUGAAAUGACGGAGGAAGAAGUGAGGGUGGAGAAGUUUGGGGAAAUUGGUGCAUUUGAGAGACACACCAAGGGGUUUGGAUCAAGGAUGAUGGUGAAAAUGGGUUUCAUUCCAGGUUCUGGAUUGGGGAAGGAUUCACGGGGUAUGACUAGCCCAUUGACGGCUGUCCGGCGGCCGAAGUCCCGGGGACUGGGUGCUACCUAGGUUGUCAGAAUGUACUACUUAUUGGAGCAGUAUUUCAUAGAAGAUAUGUGCAUUUUUAUUUGAUAAUGUCUUCAUAUUGAAUAUGGAGGGGGUUGGUUGAUCUGGUUACUUGGCUAUAUGUUAUCCAGUUAAUUGCAACUAUAUGUUAGGCUUAGGUUUCAUUGUAAUUUUAGAGCCAGAUUGGGAUCAAUUUAUCUUUU